UCACGCCUCCACGUCGUCCAUUAAUUCCUGAUAAUGGACACCUCGUCGGGCAUUAUCCCUUACAUAUUGUAUAAGUAAAGAGUAUUCAUUGUUAAAGCCCUCAGAUAUGUGAGGGUAUUUUGCCUUGAUCUGUGAAUGUUUACAUUAUGUCAUACUUCGCGCCUGUAAUCAAGAUAGCAAUCUUUUUUUUUGUACUUACUUUUAAUUUCACUUAAAUAUGUAAAUAAAUGCAUGUACAUUUAAAAAACAUCCUUUUUGCAGUGAAUCUAACAUCUUUGGAAUCCUUUCUUAUCUCAUCCUUCCUCCAUUCUUUGCUCAGUAUAAAUUUAUAUAAAUUUAAAAACACAAAAAAUUAUAUACAUGUCAGAGGUCAUGAUAAUUAAAACAGGAAAAACAUUGAAAUGCCAGUGGAUUAAGUUCGAUAAACUAGACGCAAACGGGAUUUUGUGAUUAACAUUUUCCUCCCAGUGUGUAAAGCGUGUGAUUGGUCAUUGCCAGGUAAGAGGCGGGACUUCCCCAAUGUCCACCCCCCCUUACCCCUUCUAGUCACGUGGCCCUCUUUGUUGCAUAAUCCUUCUUGUAAUCCCAGUGUAAUCCAGGCUCAAUCCCAUUAGCAGAGUAGCAGAGUAACAUGGAAAGUCACUCCAUGGGCUGCAUCCCAAAUCGCAUACUUUUCCUUUGUUUACUUCUACCGCAGCCAACCCUUACAGAGUACGCACCGUUGCACCAAGUAUGCAUAUAAUUGGGACGGACCCCAGGUGAUUUCUCUGAUAAGCAAACUAGUGCCACCCAUGUAUCUUCUUCUGCAAAGCAUUGUGGGUCUUUAGCGUCAAAGCUCUGAAUAAGGACGAAGACGAGGAUGAGGAUGAAGACGAUGAGGAUGACGACAAUUACGAAGAAGAGCAGAUCGCGUCGGCGGAGACGGGACCGCACCCCCCACCCAUCCCCGUGAUGUCAACGCCCACCGCCGGCCAUGACACCCACACUGCCGGACCGUCGGCAGAGCCGCAGGACAGCCCCUUACCUGACACAGAGACAAAAGCUUCUGAAAUGAGAGAGGCCCCCGACCCUGCAGUGGAUGAGAAGACUAGUGUCAUCACCAAACCAACCAAUGGCAGCGCAGACAUCCCAUCAAAGGAUCAAUUAGGGCCUGACAAGAAGCCUUCCCUCUUCCGUCCGCUCUCCCUGAACCGGUCCGAGCCGCCCGAGAAACCAGACCUCCACGUCCCUGCAGCCGCCGGCCCCUCGGUGGCCCCUCCCCCGCCUCAGGCCCCGCCCCCGCCUCCCAGACGCAGGGGUGCACGCUCCAGCACGUGCACUUUAUUUUAAACUUCCGAGUGAGGAAAACGGAAGCCUAUUCUGGAAGACUCUCUGCGUGUCUGUGGCCCUUUAAAAAAAAAAAAAAUGUGAUGAUGAUGUGAAUACGACGGGAAGGUGCUGUCACACCAAAAUUGUACCAGGGGCGAAAAUUGUACCGCCUACAUAAUUCAUGUUUGAAACAUUACGUCAUCGUUCAACGCGAUUGUCCGUUGCCAGGCAGGCUUCAAAAAACAUUCGCACUCAUGUCGCCAAAGACAAAAUAACAUCGUACAGAUAACACUUUUUUUUACUUUAUAUUUUUAUUGUAUUGAAUUUAGCUAGUAAACUGAGUGUUUCAAGUGUAUCAUAGUCUAGCUAGCUUGUGUUGAUACUCAGUUUACUAGCUAAAUGCGACUAAACAAUUACAUACAAUACAAAUAUAAAGUUAGCAACGCAAAUAAAUGUCAUUUGUAAAAUAAGUGUUAUCUGUUUAAUGUUAUUUCGUCUUGUGACGCUCAAUGAAUGAGCGCGAAUGUUCAUGAACCUUCUUACGUCAUCGUUCGACGCGAUCGUCCGUUUCCAGGCAACGUUCGACGCGAUCGUCCGUUGCCAGGUAGGUUUGGAAUUUUUGAACGCAGAUUACGUAGGCGGUACAAAAUUUGCCCCGGUAAAAUGUUGCUGUGACAGUGCCCCUUUUAACUCUAGGUACACCAGCGCAGGAGCAAACCAGCGUGCAAUGACACCUUGUCUCCACCAGAGUUCAUAAUUUAGUUGAAAAUAAUAAUAUUGAGGUUCGUUCCCGUUGUUAUUGCCAGGGCAGAGUAAGACGCAAAGGUUAAAAUUAUCCUUUGGACCUCUUUAUGAUAGCUCAAGAGCCAUAGGGUGCAUGCAUGAUAUAAGUUUGUCUGCAUACAUUGAAUUUUGAAUUUCAUUUAUGAAUUUAUUUCUGAAUUUAGUGAUGCCCCCCACCGAUAUAAAUACCUUUUUGAAUGUCGUGUGCACAAGUACCAUGUUUACCGGUUAGUGACGACGACAACAAAAACUGUGUGUGCCUUCUUUUGUAAACGAAACCACUAGAUUUGAACCACUCAUUUGCAGCGACUUUACUGUGUGGUGUGUCAUUACAUUGUGUGGUGUGUGUGUGUGUGUGUGUGUGUGUGUCAGCUUUUUGGAAAGAUGGUAUAUCAAAGUGGCACAUUUUUAUGUACACUGAGUUAAAAUGUUUGUGUUUAAACAAUUAUGAGGAUGUACAUAAUAUUUAUUGUGAAAUCUUGCACAUUUGCACUUUUCAUAGGUUUCACGUGUAUGUUACAGAGGAGGUGCAUGUGUGAUAUUUGAUGAAUAUGGUAAAAAAAAGUGACCUGUCAUUUACUUUUCAUUGUUUUUUUGUGAAUACCAGUAAAGCCUUUUUCAUACACAGUA
Messenger RNA from Gadus morhua (Atlantic cod), 2721 nucleotides. Its product is annotated as WAS/WASL-interacting protein family member 2-like. The coding region runs from base 952 to 1329 and encodes 125 amino acids. The record is from RefSeq and is a predicted model, not a curated record. NCBI's taxonomy places the organism in Eukaryota, Metazoa, Chordata, Actinopteri, Gadiformes, Gadidae. The transcript has 5 exons.